Messenger RNA from Populus nigra (black poplar), 2630 nucleotides. RefSeq lists its product as uncharacterized. Gene Ontology annotation, molecular function: K48-linked deubiquitinase activity; cysteine-type deubiquitinase activity. Lineage: Eukaryota; Viridiplantae; Streptophyta; Magnoliopsida; Malpighiales; Salicaceae. The transcript has 7 exons. The record is from RefSeq and is a predicted model, not a curated record. The coding region runs from base 278 to 2152 and encodes 624 amino acids. Gene Ontology annotation, biological process: protein K48-linked deubiquitination.
CUUCUCGUCGAAAAUCAAAUGUCACUUCCCACACACAAAUAAAAUCCAAAUCCAUUCACGUACUAAAUAAAAGAUCUCAAACCCUAAUUCACUAGGGUUUUUAUAAUUACUAUAUUUUUUGAUAUCUUCAUCUUUAAAUCAAAUCUAAUCCUCUUAUCCAUUGUAAUUACUGGAUUAAAUCUACCUGUAUAUACGCAUGAAACCCUAAACUCGCCAAAUUGCAAGCCAUUUUGGAUCUGCGAUUCUGAUUCUGAUUCUGAUUCUGAUUUUUUCUUCAAUGGCGGAUCAAGAAGAAGAGGAGUUGAGAGUGGCUCUAAGAAUGAGCAUGCAAAACUCGCCUCCUGAACCUAAGCGAAGCAAGCCGAGAGACGCUGGAGCUCCUGCGGCGUCACCAGAGGAAUCGAGGCGGAUACAACGAGAGCUCAUGGCAGCGGCCGCUGAGAAGCGGAUGAUCGCAACGAGAAUUGCCUCCCCUUCUCCUUCCUUGUCGUCUUCUCCUUCUCCUUCUCCUUCUCCUUCACCUUCACCUUCACCUUCGAAAGCAACAAUUGAUAGAAAUCCUGGUAAAAGUGCGGACUGUGUUAGAAAGGAGGUGAAUUUUGGUGCGAAAGAGGGGAAUUCGGGACUGGAAUUAUCGAGUGAGGAAGUUAAUCAGUUGUUUUCGAUGGUGUUUGGGAGCGGAGUUUCGAAGGACAUUCUUGCUCAGUGGAGUAACCAGGGCAUAAGGUUUAGUCCUGAUCCAGAAACAUCUAUGGGCCUAGUGCAGCAUGAAGGCGGUCCCUGUGGCGUCUUAGCAACUAUACAAGCAUUUGUUCUCAAAUACCUUCUUUUCUUUCCGAAUGAAAUAGGCAAAGUUACAUCAAAUGCGCCACAAAAUUUAGGCCCUGGAAGAUUGUCUAAAGGCCAAUAUGUUGCAUCGGAUAAUUUUGGUUCUCUCACUGAAGAUGCAAAAGCAAGAGCCCUGGUCAAAAGCAUGGGCGAGAUAUUGUUUAUGUGUGGGGAUAAUAAAAGAGCUGUGAUUGCCACUUUGAAUGUUGUUGGCCACACCAAGGGCUUUGCAAAGAACGAGAUUGUUGCAAAAGCACUUGAGGGUCUUUCAAUUGAAUCUGCCUUUGAUUUGCAAAAAAUUCUAAGAAUCGAAACACAUACAUCACAAGCAAGUGCAUUGCAGAAGCUUCAUAAGGCACUUCCUGUUUUCCAAUCUCGUAUGGGGGCACUGCUGUUCCUUAUUUCUGCAUUACUGUCCCGGGGAUUGGACUCCAUUCAAUCUGACAGGGACGAUCCCAGCCUUCCCCUAGUCACUGCACCUUUUGGGCAUGCUUCACAGGAAAUUGUGAACCUUUUGCUCUGUGGACAGGCUGUCCCUAAUGUAUUUGACGGUAGGAUGGACUUAGGUGGAGGCAUGUUUCUAAAGGGCGUAUUCACAAGUGUGGAAGUUGGAUUUCUCACUCUACUAGAAUCCCUUAAUUUUUGUAAGGUUGGCCAGCAUCUAAAAUGCCCUAAAUGGCCAAUAUGGGUUGUAGGAAGUGAAUCCCAUUAUACAGUUCUAUUUGCUCUUGACACCACUGUUCAAGAUGAGAAUGAGCUGGAAGAAAGGGAAUCACAGAUCCGGAGGGCAUUUGAUGCACAAGAUCAGAGUGGCGGCGGUGGCUUUAUCAGUGUUGAAGGUUUCCAUCAAGUCCUUAGGGAAGCAGGAAUUAGACUUCCAUCCGAGAAACUUGAUCACCUUUGCAGCACUGGCUUUAUUGUAUGGAGUGAGUUCUGGCAGGUUAUUUUGGACUUGGACAAAAGUUUGGGAGGCCUUAAGGAUUCAAGUGGGUUAAUGGGUAAGAAGGUGUUUGAUCUUUACCAUUUUAAUGGGAUUGCAAAAUCUGAUUUAAAUGGAAGCCACACAACCUCUGGGGGUGAAACACCAGUUCAGAGACCUAGGCUCACAAAAUUGAGGGUUUCAGUUCCACCAAGGUGGACUCCCGAGGAAUUCAUGGCAGAUGUGGUAGUGACUUCUGGGCCUGUUGGGAACGAAUCAAGUGGUAAAGACACUGAGGUGACAAAACCUGAGCCUUCCCAGCAUGCACCACUGGUGGACUGUAUUAGAACACGCUGGUCGCGUGCAGUUUGCAAUUGGGUGGGGGAUCCGCCUAGUAUAGUGUGAAUGUUUACCCAUUUUGUGAUCCUUUAGCGUGCUCCUGUUGGUGGAAACACAGAUGGCAUAUAAUCCAAGAACAAUCACAAAAAAAAAAUCAGGGUAAGGCAUCCUCUUUUAAAUUAAGCAGGGGGGGGGGGGGGGUCAUGAUAUUAUCUUUUGCAAGUAUGUGCAACACCAUUUUCUGCUGUGGAUUGUUGUAGCCUGCUCAUUCUAAUUCGAUCUUGAUAAUGUUAGAUACUCUGAAAGGGAGGUAUACUGUCAUGUUUAAUGGCAAUCUGAUGUGUAAAAUUCGUUUAUAUUGCCUUUGUGUUGAUUUGGAAAGCCUUUGGCGAGGGAUUGUAGGAAUGCCAAAAUAAUCAUGCAUGUUCUUGCGGUUGAAUAUGUUGUAACAGUUAAACUCUGCCCUGGAGGAACGCAAAAGGGCAACGGAACAGAGUUCUUAUUGGAGAGUUAUUAGAUCUAAGGGAGAGAUCCUGUUGUCAUA